GCGCGCGCGCGUGGACGCCGCGAGCGGUGCGCGCGCCGGAGUCGGAGGAUGAGAAGGACCCGACGCGCGCGCGCGCGACGGAUUCGGCGCGAUCGGGGGAGGGCUCGAGCGAGGGAUGGGGAUUUCUGAGCCCGUUCGGCGCGAGCGGCGCCGUCGCGGCGCAGGCGGAGGAACGGAACGAACGGCUGGUUGGAGGGAAGCGGAGGACGGCGUGCGCGUUGAAGAUCGAUGGACAGUGGUAUGAUGCGAGUGGAUGGGCGCUGGCGCAUCCGGGUGGGGCUGGAUUCGUGCGGUUGAUGCACGGGCAGGACGCGACGGACGUGUUUUACGCGCUGCACUCGUACGGGCCCAACGGCUCGGACGAGGCGCUAAAACGCCUGCGAGCGCUGCCGAAGUGCGAUGCGCCGCCCGAUUCGGAAGACGGAGAGACGAGGCGGUUGACGGUGGCGAACGCCGAGUUCGGGGAGCUUCGAUCGAUGCUCGAGCGAGACGGCUGGUUCAAACGAGACUUCUUAUCCGAACUCUCCGUCCUGGCUCAGGUGUUGGCGUGCUACGUCGUCGGUCAAGCGAUCGCGGCGACGCAUCCGGUGUGGGCCGCGAUCUCAAUCGGGAUCGGGAUGCAGCAAGCGGGCUGGCUCGCGCACGAUUACGUGCACGGACGCGGUUCGUGGUGCACCGUGAUGCGCUGCUUUGGCGCCCUAACGAAUGGGUUCUCCGCCGAGUGGUGGUCGCACAAGCACAACAUGCAUCACUCGUUCACGAACAUCGACGGGAAGGAUGGUGACAUCAAGCUCGAGCCCCUUUAUUACCUCUCCCCUCCCGAGACGAGCGGCCGCCCGGACAGUUGGCUGAGAAAGUUCCAGCACAUUUACGGCUACCCGCUCUACGCGUUCACGUACUUCCUCUGGCGUCGCCACAGCCUGGCGAGCGCUUGGGCGCGCAAGGACAAGGCCGAGCUCGCUUUGCUCGGCGUCCACUACGCGUGGCUCUUCGGUACCCUUCCUUUCGGGGUCGCCAUCGGCUCCAUGCUGGUCGGUGGAUUCCUCGUGGGAUCUCUCGUCACCGCCACGCACCAGAGCGAGGAAAUCAUGUACGAGGACGGCUCCUUUGUCGAUAUUCAGUUCCGAAGCACUCGCGAGGCGGACGUGAAGAAUCCGCUCGAGCGAUGGUUCUGGGGUGGAAUGGACACGCAACUCAUUCAUCACCUGUUCCCUACGAUGCCUCGGUACAAGCUGCACAAACUUCGCCCGAUCGUUCAGGAGUGGGCGAGCAAACACGGCUAUGACUUCAGAAUCUCUGAUUCGUGGGACAUCCUGAAAAAGAAUUACCGUCAUCUCGAAGGCAUCGCCGCGCUGGAGCAAAUCUCGCUCUGUUGA
Molecule: messenger RNA, 1376 nt
Organism: Ostreococcus tauri
Lineage: Eukaryota; Viridiplantae; Chlorophyta; Mamiellophyceae; Mamiellales; Bathycoccaceae
Product: Cytochrome b5-like heme/steroid binding domain
Exons: 1
Biological process (GO): lipid metabolic process
Cellular component (GO): membrane
Molecular function (GO): oxidoreductase activity, acting on paired donors, with oxidation of a pair of donors resulting in the reduction of molecular oxygen to two molecules of water
Source: RefSeq, a predicted model, not a curated record